UCAUAUAAUUGUUUUUAUUUAGCAUAUUUUCUAUUUAUUCAGCAUAAUGAAACAAGCUGAAAUCUCAUUUUCUCUCCUCUUAGGUGAGCCAUGGAGAGAAGCAACCAUACAGUGACUGAGUUCAUCUUGGUGGGCUUCACAACAGACCCAGUGAUGCAGCUGGUCCUGUUCGUGGUAUUCCUUAGUGUGUACUCUUUGACCCUGGUAGCAAAUGCCACCCUCAUGGUGUUGAUCUGUAAUGACUCCCGGCUGCACACAGCAAUGUAUUUCUUCAUUGGGAAUUUGUCUUUUCUGGAUCUUUGGUAUUCCUCUGUCUACACCCCAAAGAUUCUGGUGACCUGUAUCUCCGAAGACAAAAGCAUCUCCUUUGCUGGCUGUGUAUGUCAGUUCUUCUUCUCUGCUGGGCUGGCAUAUAGUGAGUGUUACCUGUUGGCCGCCAUGGCUUAUGACCGCUAUAUGGCCAUCUCAAAACCACUGCUUUACUCUCAGGCUAUGUCUAUAAAGCUAUGUGCAUUUUUGGUAGCAUCCUCAUACCUUGGUGGCUUUAUUAACUCUUCCAUCAUCACCAAAACAACUUUUGCCUUGAAUUUCUGUAGUGGCCAUGUCAUUGAUGACUUUUUCUGUGAUUUGCCUCCCCUGGUGAAGUUGGCUUGCGGCAGGAAAGAUGGCUAUCAGACUAUACUAUACUUCAUCCUGGCCUCCAAUGUCAUCACCCCCACAGUGCUCAUCCUCUCUUCCUACCUGUUCAUCAUUGCCACCAUCAUGAGGAUCCGCUCCACCCAAGGUCGCCUCAAGGCCUUCUCCACAUGUUCCUCCCACCUGGUCUCUGUCACCUUGUACUAUGGCUCCAUUCUCUACAUCUACUCUCGUCCAAGAUCUAGCUAUUCUUUGGACAGGGACAAAAUAGUUUCUACAUUUUACACUGUGGUGUUCCCUAUGUUGAAUCCCAUGAUCUAUAGUCUGAGGAAUAAGGAUGUGAAAGAGGCCCUGAAUAAACUCAUUAAAUAA
Molecule: messenger RNA, 1008 nt
Organism: Lutra lutra (Eurasian river otter)
Lineage: Eukaryota; Metazoa; Chordata; Mammalia; Carnivora; Mustelidae
Product: olfactory receptor 9G1
Exons: 1
Coding region: 91-1008 (305 amino acids)
Biological process (GO): sensory perception of smell; G protein-coupled receptor signaling pathway
Cellular component (GO): membrane
Molecular function (GO): olfactory receptor activity; G protein-coupled receptor activity; odorant binding
Source: RefSeq, a predicted model, not a curated record